AUGUACCACUACUCCGUGACCUUCCCCGUGAUGCACCAUUACUACCCUGUGACCUUCCCCGUGAUGCACCACUACUCCGUGACCUUCCCCGUGAUGCACCAUUACUACCCUGUGACCUUCCCCGUGAUGCAGUACUAUACCGUGACCUUCCCUGUGAUGCAGUACUAUACCGUGACCUUCCCCGUGAUACAGUACUAUACCGUGACCUUCCCCGUGAUGCACCACUAUCCCGUGACCUUCCCUGUGAUGCACCACUACCCCGUGACCUUCCCCGUGAUGCACUACUACCCCGUGACCUUCCCCAUGAUGCACCACUACCCCGUGACCUUCCCCGUGAUGGCGAUGCACCACUACUCUGUGACCUUCCCCAUGAUGGUGAUGCACUACUACCCCGUGACCUUCCCCAUGAUGCACUACUAUCCCGUGACCUUCCCUGUGAUGCACCAUUACUACCCUGUGACCUUCCCCAUGAUGCAGUACUAUCCCGUGACCUUCCCCAUGAUGCACCACUAUCCCGUGACCUUCCCCGUGAUGCAGUACUAUACCGUGACCUUCCCCGUGAUGCACCACUAUCCCCCUGGACUUGAGGACAUGGCGGCUGGCAAUGGCACAGCAGUAACGGAAUUUGUUUUGCUGAGGUUCUCAGGUUUUGGUUCCCCUCGGGGCCCACUGUUUUGGGGAGCGGUUUGCAUCUACCUGGUCACCUUGCUGGGCAACUCCCUGGUCACCCUCCUCACGCUGGCAGACCCUGUCCUGCACUCCCCGUACUUCUUCCUUCACCACUUCUCCCUGGUGGAAAUCCUCUGCACCACAGCUAUCGUGCCUAGGAUGCGGGCUGACCUCCUUGCCUCCUGCCCCACCACCUCACCUGCCAGCUGCUUCACCCAGCUGUAUUUCUUUGCCAUCUUUGGCAUCGCUGAAUGCUGUUUGCUUACCGCCAUGGCCUAUGACCGCUACGCUGCCAUCUGUAGGCCACUGCAUUCUACCACCCUGAUGAACCGGAGGGCGUGUGCGGGUAUGGUGGGGGCCUCCUACCUCAUGGGGAUCCUCACGGGUACCACUCACUCCAUCUUCAUCUUCACUUUGCCCUUCUGUGGUGCCAACACCAUCCACCAGUUCCUGUGUGAUAUCCUGCCUGUGCUGAGGCUGGAUAGUGCCAGCACCUUCUGGGGUGACGUGGGCAAUCUUGCCAUCAUGACAGCCUUUAUCCUGACCCCCUUCUUACUGAUCAUAGCCUCCUAUGCCUGUAUCCUUGCCACCAUCCUUGGGGUCGCGACAUCGCAGGGACGUUGAAAAGUUUUCUCUAGUUCCUCCCACCUGUUUGUGGUCAUGCUCUUUUUUGGGACUGGGACUGUUGCCUAUAUGAGGCUUUGGGCAGGCUCCUCUCAGGACACGGACCAGAUACUUGCUCUCUUCUAUACAGUUGUCACUCUGGUGUUCAACCCUUUUGUCUACACUCUGAGGAACAAGGAGGUCACAGGGGCAAUGAGAUGCCUUAUGAAGAGAUACCUUUGGAGUCCUUGA
Molecule: messenger RNA, 1524 nt
Organism: Ailuropoda melanoleuca (giant panda)
Lineage: Eukaryota; Metazoa; Chordata; Mammalia; Carnivora; Ursidae
Gene: OR10P1
Product: olfactory receptor family 10 subfamily P member 1
Biological process (GO): G protein-coupled receptor signaling pathway
Cellular component (GO): membrane
Molecular function (GO): G protein-coupled receptor activity; olfactory receptor activity
Source: RefSeq, a predicted model, not a curated record